GAAAUUACAGUAUUGUGCAAGAAAUUGAGAAAAGAGAUAGGUAAACACAGUGAACUAUAAACUGGGAAAUGGAGGCGACUGUAUAAAUAUCUCACCCAUAAAUCCAAAAUGGUAUCAUAUCAUGGACAUUGAAAAGUAGGAUUUCCAUUUCUCCAAACACCGUGAUGCGAUUUUGCUGAUUUUGUUUCCACUCUCUACAUUUUCACGGACUUGAAGACCUAAGCAGGUUGAUGGUCAGGGGACAAAACAGUGUAGAAAAGAAAUCUUAACCAUGGACGGGGGUAAAUACUCGGAGGAGUUGAAUGUGGCGGUCCGGGCGGUGCAUAUGGCUUGUUUACUCUGUCAAAAAGUGCAGAAGGGGCUCGUUUUCUCCACUUCCGGUGAGCUGGUUCUGUCUAAAGACGACAACUCCCCUGUCACUGUGGCAGAUUGGAGCGUCCAAGCGAUAGUGAGUUGGAUUCUUUCUGAACAUUUUGGUCCUGAUAAUGUUUCAAUAGUUGCUGAAGAAGAUGUCCACUCUCUUUCAACGUCUGAAUCAGCUGGUAUACUGGAAAAAGUCAGCAGCACAGUUAACGAGUGCUUGGUGGAAGCUCCUAGAUAUGGCCUAAGAAGUCCUGAUGUGGCUCUGGAUCAAUCACAAGUUCUUGAAGCUAUUAGCAGGUGCAGUUCAAGUGGAGGGGCCGUUGGCAGGCAUUGGGUCCUGGACCCUGUUGAUGGAACUCUAGGGUUUGUGCGCCAGGAUCAAUAUGCUGUUGCAUUAGCACUAAUUGACAAUGGAGCAGUUGUUAUCGGAGUGCUGGGGUGUCCUAAUUAUCCAAUGAAGGGACAGUAUCAUAACCACAAGCAACAGAAUCAUACCAUGCCGGACCUACAGGGGACCUCCGCGGGUAAGCAUGAAGAAGGCUGUGUCAUGUACACAAGUCGAGGUAGUGGCCAUGCUUGGAUGCAGCCACUUGUUGAUGUUGAUAAGAAGCUUGAGUGGCCAAAUUUUGCAAAACAAAUACGGGUUUCUUGUAUUGAUGAUCCAGAACUGGCUACUAUUUGUGAACCAGUUGAGAAAGCUAACACAAACCACUCCUUUACAGCCGGACUUGCACAUUCUGUUGGGCUCAGGAAGCAGCCCUUGCGUGUCUAUAGCAUGGUGAAGUAUGCUGCCAUAGCAUGUGGGAAUGCAGAAAUUUUUAUGAAAUUUGCAAGAGCAGGAUAUAAGGAAAAGGUAUGGGACCAUGCAGCUGGUGUUCUUCUUGUACAAGAGGCCGGGGGAGUGGUGACAGAUGCCGGAGGGCGCCAACUUGACUUUUCAAGAGGGGUAUACCUUGAAGGCCUUGACAGGGGGAUAGUUGCUUGCUCUGGAACAAAGCUACAUGAAGCUAUUAUCCGAGCUGUUUAUGCAAGCUGGGAAUCCUCUAAUCUCUAAGGCCACCCUCUGCUGAUAUAUCACUGCAAUGGUCCAACACUUUCAAUCGCUUGCCAAAGAUCCUGAAUAGUUUGAACUUUGGCACCAUAAUGCUUGUGUCUCUUUGUGGUCAUCUGGAUUGUUGAAUAUAGCCUUCUACUUGCUUGACCAGACAACUUUGUUUAGAGCAGUUCGUCAUAAGUUGCAGCUUAAAAGCAUUCUUCGGCUUUUUAAUUCUGAAACAUAUUCAACGUAAGGAUAUCAAGUUCAACUUGACCAUAAUGCUGUUGAUUGCAGAGGUAGUACUGUAGAUAUUGUCUUGAAGCAGCUGCAAUCAAAUUACUAUAAUUGCCACUGCUUGUUUGAAGAAGGGGAAAAUGUCCGGUGACUCAGAAGAAUAUUGGUUAAACAUUCAACUAGUAAGAAUUGGAUACUUUGUUAGCCAAAAUCAAUGGCGUCGGUGUCUUGUGGGAAUCCCCAUAUAUUUUGAGAUUUUCUCCAUGUGAGUGAGAUAUGUCAUCAAAUUUGUAAUAAUAAAAAUAGUUCCACCCUUGUAAGUUGCAGGGAUCCUAAAACAAUGUUAAAUAAGAAUGUCUUCCUAAAUUCUUCCAAAAAAGAAUGUCUUCCUAAAAUGUUCAAAUUUAAUGCGUAAA
This is a messenger RNA of Cuscuta epithymum, 2049 nucleotides long. The record is from the annotation of a GenBank genome assembly. Lineage: Eukaryota; Viridiplantae; Streptophyta; Magnoliopsida; Solanales; Convolvulaceae.